ACAAACCCCUCCCUGCCGGUCUCUAAGACGGAGUUCAGCCAGUUUGUCUUCAUCACUCAGGCGCUCCUCCUCAGCCAAGCACGCGGGUCUGAAAUAUGAAAAACAAAUAGAGCUGACUUUAUAUUGAGCUGGACGAUUUCUUCCGUAAUUUUAAUGGUAAUUUUUUGUUUCUGAGUAAGGAAGAAGGCUUAAGGGCUGCACAUUCUUCCCCCUUUGACUGGAGCGCCACAUUUUGCCGGUUGACAACGGCGCCAGCAAUGUGCCCGGAAAAGGGGUGUAUAGGGAGGUGUAUGUUGCCACUACCAUGAGCUGGAGUUUCUUGACUCGUCUGCUGGAAGAGAUCCACAACCAUUCCACAUUUGUGGGUAAAAUCUGGCUCACUGUGCUCAUAGUUUUCCGCAUAGUCCUGACAGCGGUGGGAGGAGAGUCAAUUUACUACGAUGAGCAGAGUAAGUUUGUGUGUAACUCUGGCCAGCCCGGCUGUGAGAACGUCUGCUACGACGCCUUUGCGCCGCUCUCCCACGUCCGCUUCUGGGUCUUCCAAAUCAUUCUGGUGGCCACGCCUUCGCUUAUGUAUUUGGGCUACGCUGUCAACAAAAUUGCUCGGGCAGAGGAGCAGACGUCUGGCGGGGGAGUGAGCGGUUAUUCGCGACGGAAAGCCAAGAAGCCCUACCUUGCAGGCCGAAGGCAGCACAGGGGCAUAGAAGAGGCCGAGGAUGACAACGAGGAAGAUCCGAUGAUCUAUGAAGUGACGGAGGUGGAGAGUGACGGCGAUGGCGCCGCAAAGGCGGAAAGCCAGGAGAGGCAAGGGAAACACAAAGUCCGCCAUGACGGGCGCCAUCGUAUCAAAGAGGAUGGGCUGAUGCGGAUUUACGUCCUCCAGCUGUUGGCCCGCUCUCUGCUGGAGGUGGCCUUCCUGUGUGGACAGUAUGCCCUUUAUGGAUUUGCAGUUCCUGCCAACUAUGUGUGCUCAGACCUGCCAUGCCCGCAUAGUGUGGACUGCUUUGUGUCACGGCCAACCGAGAAAACCAUCUUCCUCCUCAUCAUGUACGCCGUCUCCCUGCUCUGUUUGAUACUCAAUAUAUGGGAGAUGCUCCACCUAGGCAUUGGUACCAUCUGUGAGAUGCUGCACUCCCGCCGGCUGCAGCUCCCUGAUGACGAGCAGUACGGACUCACAAGAGUGAAUGGGGCUCUCAGCGAGACAGCACUGAGUGGAGAGGAUUACAGCAGCUACCCUUUUACCUGGAAUGCACCUUCGGCCCCACCAGGGUAUAACAUCGCCAUCAAACCUCUUCUGGUGUCGAAAGGGAACCACAACACGCCCCUACCCAUCACCGAUCUCUCUAACGCCAAGAUCACAUGUCGGCAGAACCACGUGAACAUUGCCCAAGAGGAGCGUCAGCAGCACACUAAUAAUGAUGAGAAUCUGUGCAGAGCUGGGAGGGCAGAUGCUCCUAGAAGUGCUCGUAAGGACAUUGUUCAGUCACAGAACAAGCUGAAGGCUGAUAAUCAGGCCUACAGCCAGCUCCAGAACCACAGUAACAACCACGGCAAGCCCAACCGUGAACGUAAACACCGGCAGACCUCCAGACACGCCUCCAGCAAGGCAGGCACUGACAGGGGCAGCAGCGUCAACAGCAGUAGCAGCAAGUACGGAGUAAUAAAGGGCUCCGAGUGGAUCUGAAAGCUUUUCAAACUAUAGAGACACUCACUAUUUACAUUUGUGUACAGAAAGAAACAGGGCUACUAAUUCACACUUUUUAAAGUGAUACUAAAGCCAGUAUUUCAAGAAUCCAAGGAACCACCUCACACCAGCCCACAUUUUACAGUUUCUUACUCAUUUAUAGACCAAGGUGUCCAUGCAGGUAACAGUUAGAUAUCGGCUUUAAUGCAAAAUCGAACGGUAGUUUACUUAAAUAUGGACAGAGCUUAUCUUUAUUAAUGUCUUUUUAGCUCUGAAAAUCUGUUUUUUCAAAUAAAGUUGUCCUGAAACAAGCUGUUCCACUUCAGGGAUAAACUCAAAUUUUUCAGGACACAUUGCAGUAGUUUUUGGCUUGUGCUUUAAAGUUCAUGCCCCCCUUCCACCACGAGCGUUCUGCAUUGAAGAGUACAAGAACAAAAAAGAUGAACCUGCUGCUUAACAAACAAAACCACUGCAGCAAAGUUGCUUCUUAUUUUCUGAGUUCUGUGCUGGAUUUGGAAGUGCCUUUCUUCAAAAGCUUGAGCUGCUUUAAACUGUCUCGGCAUUACUUCAUUUCAACAUCUGAAAAACUUUUUUUCCACAAAAUGUUUUCACCAAUGUCUGUAAAACAGGAAAAUCAGUCCAGCAUCUGUAAGAAAUGUUUAUUUUCUUGUUUUACCUUACUGUUCUUGUCUUGAACUCCAUUACAUUACAUUUAUUUUAUUUUCUCAGACAACCAGUUUUGGUGUUGAAUGAGUAUUUUCCGUUAGACAUUCAAGUUACUCGUUUAACAUCGUUUUUCUUAGUCUUCCUAAGACAGAAAAGACACUUUUAAUCAGUUAUGUUUAGACUGUCACAUAUAUCUGUACAUGGAAAUAUUUACAGACCUGAAUCGGUUUUCACAUAGUUAUCAAUGUUUUUCUUAUUUGAAUGACGUUCUUGCUUGAUGUUCUCACAGCAGGAGUUCUUCCGCCAUUUUGCUUAGUAGUUUGUGUAAAAUAAGAAAAAGCUGUAUUGAUUGGGACCUGGUUUAAAGAAUUCACUUAGAUGUGCACUGUCAUUGUUUCAUUUUGUGUGACAGAUUUUUUUUACGUGUUUAAACAAAAAGUGCAUGUUUUGAAUAAA
Menidia menidia (Atlantic silverside) is the source of this 2806-nucleotide messenger RNA. The record is from the annotation of a GenBank genome assembly. NCBI's taxonomy places the organism in Eukaryota, Metazoa, Chordata, Actinopteri, Atheriniformes, Atherinopsidae.